Messenger RNA from Xiphias gladius (swordfish), 1474 nucleotides. RefSeq lists its product as uncharacterized. The transcript has 5 exons. The coding region runs from base 255 to 1211 and encodes 318 amino acids. Lineage: Eukaryota; Metazoa; Chordata; Actinopteri; Istiophoriformes; Xiphiidae. The record is from RefSeq and is a predicted model, not a curated record.
ACUGACACCAAAAGGCUCAAUCACAGAGAAGUAGUCACAAUUUAUCUCAAUUUAUUGUAAGUCUUUGUUUGUGAUACUUUAGAUAGAUAGAGAGAUGUGCACAGAAACAAAACUUAAAGUUGCUGCAGACGCCCAAAACGAGGAAAUGAGAGUGUAGGAGCUGAUGUGUAGCCUGUUCAGAGGGACAACAGACAGAAAACACUUUGGACACAGCGAGGACACACAGACGCUUCGCUGCAGAGGCUCUGGUCAGGAUGAAGAUGAAGAAGAACAACGAGCUGCUUUUUGUUCUCACGGUGACAGUAAUUAUGUCAGUGCUGGGCGUCACGGCCACUCCAAAACCGACGACUACUACUCCAAAACCGACGACUACUACUCCAAAACCGACAACUGCUAAUACUACGUGGACAACAGGUCUUCCUGGGGGAAAUUUGAAUGGGAUGAUGUUCACUUUGUCUUCAAAUAGUGGAGGGAUAUCCUUGUAUUCCCCGUAUUAUUCUCCUAGUCCUUCACCCUGGCCUUCCGCUCCUUCCUACACCACCCGUCCCUACUACACCUCCACCUACCCUCUCCAGACCACACCGCCUUUGACUAGAGGUUUUUCCGUGUGCCUGCGUUACCUCACCGACAUGCAAACGGAUAUCUUCACACUCAGUCCUUACAGCAGGAACCCUGUGACUCUGCAAGUCACCGAUACUUCGUAUAGGCUGUUUGACAGGUACGGUUACUUGUACCUGCACUUGGAACCCAGCAUAAAAAUCUGGCCGGAUGUCGAACCGGACAUAUGGACCAGCGUCUGCCUCGCCGUGGACUCCGUGACGAAUGUGGCCCAGGUGUUCAGCGGCUCGAGAAUGAGCAUCAGGAAGAUUCUGCCUGUCAAGUAUGUAUGGACAGGUGAGCCUGUGAUUGAUUUUCCAGGUUUUGAUGGUCAGGUGACCGACGUCCAGGUGUGGGAUUAUCCUCUACGCUACAGAGAAGUCAUCGACUACAUGAAAACCAGUGCCUACAAGCUGUACCGCGGCUCCGUCCUCACCUGGUCCUACAUCAGCUACUCCCUCAGAGGAAACACGCUGUUGGAGGACGUCUACGAGAUUCAGGCCAAGCAGCCAAUGGCCAGAAGGGGGAGAGGGCGUCGACCGAAGGGAGAGAAGAGGAUGAGGAGGGUUUUCAGGACGGGGCAAAGUAAGGACAGAGAAAGACAACGGCUCUAAUGAAACAAACAGGGGCUUGUGUAGGAAAAGCUGCGUACUCUGUUCCUCCUUUUACGUUCAAAACGUCAAUUAGAAUCAACAAAUGAGAAUUCAUCAGCUACCAAUGAUCAAUAUGAAAUGAAAUUCAAAUGUUACUGACUUAUUAUGUUUACAAGACAGCAAUCCAAUCUCAGUAGAACCCUGUAGGCUAAUUCAUUACAUUUUUACUAACAGCUGUGACUUUUGAUUGUUCUCUUUUUUAAUUAAAAAAAUAAAGAGGUGAC